AUGUCUUUUGUUAAGUUGAUUCCAGAGGGUGUUGCCAAGAGACUCCAAAACUCAUGGUUGGAGUACAGAAAGAUUGGCCUCUACUAUGCUGAUCUUUACAACGAGACACCAGUGAUGAAGGAGGUGUUGCACAGACUUCCACCACAGACUCUCGUCGAGAGAGACAGAAGAAAGAGAAUCGCUUUCGACUGCAACGUCAAGAAGAUCUACUUGAAUGAGGAGAAGUGGUCCGAUUUGACCAGCGACAAGCAGUACACUGAUAUGAUUCACAAGAUGAUCGACCAGGUUGAGUCAGAGUUCGAGAUUCGUCGCUCCUUCAGACAAUAG
Acytostelium subglobosum LB1 is the source of this 327-nucleotide messenger RNA. RefSeq lists its product as hypothetical. Gene Ontology annotation, biological process: mitochondrial electron transport, ubiquinol to cytochrome c. The transcript has 3 exons. The record is from RefSeq and is a predicted model, not a curated record. NCBI's taxonomy places the organism in Eukaryota, Evosea, Eumycetozoa, Acytosteliales, Acytosteliaceae. Bases 1 to 327 code for a protein of 108 amino acids.